AUGGACGUACGAGGUGACGCAGCACGGCUCGAGAGUGGUGAUAUCUGUAACGUCGAAUUCUCAUAUCCGUCUCAGACACGAACCAUAGACAUGCGCGGCGACAAAAUACAGCUCGAUAGUGAACAAAAAGCACAGACGUAUGAGGUGAGAACCAUAAUAUUGACAGCGGCAAUAUCUGGAUCUUCUGGCGUUCAUGUCUAUCCUAAACAGAAAGCAUCAACGUGCGAGGUGGACACAAUUGUAAAAACAUUCCGAAAUUACAGUACCGCACGUAGUAGUGCUGCCGAAGUCCAGUUCAGUCCGGUUCUUGGGCCAAAUUUUCCGAACGCCAAACCGAACCAUAGGUUCGGUUUAGCUGUUUGGUCGAACCCUGGACCGAACGUCACUGAACGCGUUCGGGAGGUCCGGUUCGCGUUCGAACCGGGUUCAACCAAGCUUGCAGAUGAUGGGCUGGAGCUCCACCACGAACGCCAUGCGCAAACGCCCAGUGCAUGUCAGCAACUGCUGACAUGGCUCAGAGGAGUGCGGACGACAGACGAGAGUAGGAGGAGGGAAGAAGACGAGGAGAUCUCGCGAAGGCGUUGGGAUGGUGCUCUAGGGGACUUGUGCAAGGUGCUGGGUCGUGAGGAGUCAGCAUAUCCCAGUAGACAAGGAAAGUUCAAGGAAGCUGCCUACCUUGUGUUGAUGGUCUAG
Molecule: messenger RNA, 693 nt
Organism: Suillus fuscotomentosus
Lineage: Eukaryota; Fungi; Basidiomycota; Agaricomycetes; Boletales; Suillaceae
Exons: 3
Coding region: 1-693 (230 amino acids)
Source: RefSeq, a predicted model, not a curated record